GACCUGCCCUGGGGAAGGAUAGGGAGGGAAGGAGGGGGCGGAACGACCCCUGCGUCCAUUCUCCCAUCUCCAGCGGCGGCCGAGUCUGCAGAGGACCGGGGGCGUGUGCAAAUGGCUAGUCUUGGCUUGGGUCUGGAAGAGCUGCAGCACGACCCUCCUCCGGAGCCAGCCUUCCACGAGGCGCAGAAGUGGAUCGAGCAAGUAACUGGCCGAAGUUUUGGUGACAGAGAUUUUCGAGCAGGACUAGAAAAUGGCAUCCUGCUUUGCGAGCUGCUGAAUGCUAUAAAACCAGGACUUGUAAAAAAGAUCAAUAGAUUGCCCACCCCCAUUGCAGGAUUGGACAAUAUCAUCUUAUUCUUAAGAGGCUGCAAAGAGCUUGGACUUAAAGAAUCUCAACUCUUUGACCCAGGUGAUCUCCAGGACACUUCAAAUAGAGUAGCAGUCAAGAGCAUUGACUGUAGCAGAAAGCUGAAAAAUGUAUUAGUUACCAUUUACUGGCUGGGGAAAGCAGCAAACAGCUGCACAGCGUAUAGUGGAACCACACUGAACCUGAAGGAGUUUGAAGGAUUGUUGGCACAGAUGCGAAAGGAGACUGAUGAUAUUGAAAGCCCUAAACGUAGCAUCCGAGACAGUGGCUAUAUAGACUGCUGGGAUUCUGAGCGCAGUGAUUCCCUCUCUCCACCCCGGCAUGGUCGAGAUGAUUCUUUUGACAGUCUGGACUCAUUUGGCUCCCGUUCUCAGCAGACACCCUCCCCAGAUGUAGUCCUGAGAGGAAGCAGUGAUGGCAGAGGAAGUGACUCGGAAUCUGAUUUGCCUCAUCGAAAGCUGCCAGAUGUAAAGAAGGAUGACAUGUCAGCAAGGAGGACUUCUCAUGGUGAGCCGAAAUCAGCAGUGCCUUUUAACCAGUACCUCCCCAAUAAGAGUAACCAGACAGCUUAUGUACCUGCGCCUCUGAGAAGGAAGAAGGCAGAGCGAGAGGAUUACCGGAAGAGCUGGAGUACUGCAACUUCACCCCUAGGCGGGGAGAGAACUUUCAGAUACGGUACCAGAACUGCUGUGUCUGAUGACGCAGAGAGCAUGAGUAUGCUUGACAUGCGGUGUGAAGAAGAAGCCGCCGCCGUGCAGCCCCAUAGCAAGGCUCGGCAGGAGCAGCUGCAGCUUAUUAACAGCCAGCUGAAGGAAGAGGACCACAAAUGGCAAGAUGACUUGGCUCGUUGGAAAAGCCGUAGAAGAAGUGCAUCUCAGGACCUGAUCAAGAAAGAAGCUGAGAGGAAAAAAAUGGAAAAAUUAUUGGCUGGAGGCGAUGGAACAAGUGAACGAAGGAAAAGUAUUAAAACCUACAGAGAGAUUGUUCAGGAAAAGGAACGGAGAGAGAGAGAGCUACACGAGGCUUAUAAGAAUGCCCGCUCCCGAGAGGAGGCAGAGGGGAUCCUCCAGCAGUACAUCGAAAGGUUUACUAUUAGCGAGGCUGUCCUGGAGCGCUUGGAGAUGCCAAAAAUUCUGGAAAGAAGCCAUUCAACAGAGCCAAACUCAUCUUCCCUGAAUGACCCAAAUCCCAUGAAAUACUUGCGGCAACAGUCACUGCCUCCUCCCAAAUUCACUGCCACUGUUGAAACUACCAUUGCUCACCCCAGUGAACUGGACCCCAGUGUUUCAGCAGGCAGUACAUCUCCAAGCAAAACUGUUGUUCCAAAAGCAGUGCCUAUGCUGACACCUAAGCCUUACCACCAGCCGAAAAACACACAGCAGGUUUUGAAAACCUUUAAGGUAGAUGAAAAAGUCAGCGUGAAUGGAGAAACUUUUAAUGGUGUAGAAGAAGAGAAAGAAAGAGAGUGUACAACAGCAACAUUUUCCCCCUCGUUAACUAGAUCUCAGAGAUUUGAAGGUGUGGCCAGAGUGGAUGGCUCCCCGGUAGAGCUGAAGCAGAACAUCGGUAGCGUUGAGAUCAGUGUAAAGAAGGCAAACUCAUUGAACAGAGAAUUAACAGCUUCCACCAUUGAGGAAGCUGAACUGCCACCUCAAAAGGAUGAAACUGAUUUUGGACAAGAAGAAAGUAGGAACACAGAGCGUGACUCACCAGAGUGUCAGCACUUUACAACGACUGUGACUCGAGCCAGCCCAACUGUGGCUUUUGUGGAGCUCAAUCCCAGCCACCAGGCUACAGACCACGGAGCAGAAGACAAAGGCCAGAGAAAACUGGAUAGUGAAAUGAGUGGAAAGGUGGAGCUGGUGCUGUCACAGAAGGCAACGAAGCCAAAGUCUCCAGAACCAAAAGCAGUUCUGUUGUUUCCGUACCUGAACCAAGUACCAGAAACCAGCCAAUCAACUUUGCCAAAUCUUGAUUCACAAGUGGAGUCUAAUAGCAGUGAGAAGUCACCUGCAAAUACACCUCGUUUCAACUUGUGGGCAUGGGAUCCAGAGGAGGAGCGCCGCCGGCAGGAGAAAUGGCAGCUUGAACAGGAACGUUUGCUUCAGGAAAGAUACCAGAAGGAACAGGACAAACUGAAAGAAGAAUGGGAGAGAGCACAAAAGGAAGUGGAAGAAGAAGAGCGUAGAUAUUAUGAGGAGGAACGCAAGAUCAUUGAAGAUACUGUGGUUCCCUUCACAACUUCUUCAAGUUCAGCUGACCAGAUUUCUACCUCCUCCUCUGUCACGGAAGGAAAUGGGCCAGUGAAUAAGAUGGAAUUGGAAGAUUCUAAAGAGAAAGAAAAAAGGCAAAGACCACUCUGGGAGGAAGAAAGUGACUUGCUGCUGAAAAAUAAGGAGAGUGAUGCUUUAGAGGAAACAAGGAGCAGCGUACCACAGGUGACCCCAGCACAUCCAGAAACCUCUGUCCCAAAAGGAAGUCAUCAGGACCAUCAGUUGUCAGCAGCUGAGCCUGGUACAGCAGACCGCAGGCUGAACCUAGAGUUAUCUCAGGACACAUCAUGGAAUCAGCCAUGGUCACCUGCGCCAUCACAUGCAUUAGAAGAUGUGAAACAGAAAACCCUCCCAGCGGAUCAAAGCAUCAACCACCAGGUUGCCUCUCCCAGUGAGAGAAGGAAGACAAGCCCUCUUGAGAAUUUCAGAGCUGGGCAGUUAUCCCCAUGCUCUCCUACCCCUCCCGGCCAAUCUCCCAACAGGUCUAUAAGUGGAAAGAAGUUAUGCUCUGCUUGUGGCCUUCCUCUGGGGAAAGGAGCCGCCAUGAUCAUUGAAACACUUAGCCUUUAUUUUCACAUCCACUGCUUCAGGUGUGGAAUCUGCAAAGGACAGCUUGGAGAUUCAGUGAGUGGAACAGAUGUCAGGAUUCGCAAUGGCUUGCUGAACUGCAAUGACUGCUACAUCCGGUCCAGGAGUGCUGGUCAGCCAACAACAUUGUGACAUGGUUUUCACUCUCACAAAUCGCCUCCCACUCCUCCCUUUGGGGAUGUCCUGGACAAUCACUUACAAAUGCCCAUAUUUGUGGGGUUUCUUGGCACUCAUUUAAUUUUUAAAAAGCUAUACUAAAAGGCUGUGUCUGUUCCUUUAUAGCGCAAUGUAUGUUUGUGUUUUCCUUUUUUUUUUUCCAUUUUGCAUUUGCACAGUAUCUCUUGAGAGAAUAUUGAGUUAUUUUGAUCCCGAAUCCUUCAGAAAGUUGCGUGGGGUUUCUUUGGUAUGGCAAGAUAUGUUGAUGAUUUAAAAUGUGAUAUUAUCCUUUUCGGGAAUUAAGAUUAAAAAAAUGCAACAAAACCUUCUGUUUUGAAAUUUCUAGAAGCUAAACAUUUUAAGUUUACGAAACUGAACUAUAGAAAGUGCAGGACAUGCCAAUGUGAGAUGAGCACUCUGCUGAGGGAGCAUCUGAUGAAUACAUUUCUGAACUAAAAAUCACAGAGAGUGAUUUUCUGUUAUUGAGCUAUAACUUUUUUUUUGUACAAAGAUAACUAGUUUGAGAAUACAUACUGUAAUUCUGAACCAUUUGUGUUCUGUACCUUUCGAGGGCAGGCCCAUAAAUUAUUGCACCAUUAACAUUCGUGUACUUUCAAAGUUACAUCAUUAAUGUAGAUUAUUCUGUCAAAUAAAGAGAACUCUUGUAAAGCCUGCUGGGCCCAUACUCUGACUGAAUGGAGGCAUUUCCCAAGAGUGUGAGAAAGAGAGAUGAGAUGAUUUCAGUCAGUCCUUUUUUAGGAUUAUUGCAGUACUGUGCUACCCGAAUCUGAGAGAGGAAGAGGAAGCUGACUCUCUCCCAACAACAAGUGGGAUGUCAAGAGCAACAAUGAUAACGUGAUGUUCUUGGUCAAUAUCAUUUACAACAUUCCCAGGAGAAAGAGCAAGAGUUGUUACAUAUCGGUCUAGGAGGGAUGCAUCAUAUGUCUUGGGUACCUGGUGCCCUGUGCCAUAUAUGUACAGAGAUAAGCUUGAGAGCCUCUGCUUAAAAAUCACUUAAAAAGGAUGUGAUAACAUGCGAUAUUUCACUGACUUGUGUGUGAGCAGCAAGAUCCUACAGGGCACACUGUACCUUGUCCAUUUUAAUGGCUAUUUGCAUGUUCCUCUUAACUCUCUUCUUCAUUGUCAAGAGUUCCAGCUAUUAAUCAUGGAGAACUUUAACCAGGAAUUGAUUUGUUUAACUCCAUGUAUCACAUAAUGAAUUUCAGCUGGCUGAAGAAAGGAGAAAGUUGUUGAAAAUCCUCAUUUUAACUUUCCCGGGAUUUUUUUCUUGAAAACUAGGGGUGGGAGGGCAGGGGAGGAGCAGGUGGUGUUGGGACACCUAUUUAUUCUGCCUUAAAACCAUGUUAAAUGAAUAAAGAUUUGUUGCGAAUGUGGAAGAUAAACCCAUUAACGGUAUGUUACUGUAUUAGUAAAGGGAUAUAACGUGGCUGUUUAUUAGAUAAGCAAUAAUUUUUCUAUGUGUUAUUUGGUAUAGCUAGUGAGUAUUUAUUUACAUGCUAUGCUAGAUGGUCCUUUGCAUGCCAGUUCCGUGCUUGUGCAGAAUUUCUUCUUGGUUACUGAAGGUAUUGUUACUAUGUUGUCAUUUGGAAAUGCUGUUGGAUUGAACCUUAAACAUCAUUUCAUUAAAAUUGUGCCUUAGAAAAUGCAAAGCUGUUGCACAUAGUCAGUGAUGACUUAUGGAUACAGUGAAUUUAAGAGGAACGAAGUCAUUCCUGAGACCUUCAGUUCCCGAGACUCCUCCUGGUAGUGGUUGCUGUUUUACAAAAAUGAAAAAAAAAUAGUUUUGGAAAUGUACAGAUAUUCAGUCUGAUAUUUUGAUUAACCAUCUGCAUGUUUUAUUGUUAGAUAUUUUGAUAAUGUUGAUGUUUACAUUUUGCAUGGUGUUCACAGAGUACUCUCUCACGUAAUGCACAAAACAUGCACAAUUUCAAUAUUCAUAACCGAUUUUUAUAGAACCCUUUUUACCUAUGAAACUCCAUCCGUUACAUAAGAAAUACAUGAAUAUUGCACAUUCUUUUCUGGUUCCCAUAGCCUCAUUUAUACAUUUUUCUUAGUGAGUCUCAUCAUACGUGUAUUGAAGCUAGAAUCCAGUCAAGAAAAAUAAAGACCCAUUUUCCAGCCGCAAGAUACUCUUUUUUUUUCCAUAAUGAACUCUAGUCACCAGCACAGAAUCAUCUCCAGCAUUCUAAAUUCUAGUUACCAACUGUUCCUAUUUCUAUUUGAUUUAUAUUUCAUUCGGAGUCUGCUAAAUGACAUUUUAGAAAGCCUAGGCCUUUUUUCUCCAAUUCAACAUAAUAAAUAUGAAGAUUUCUUGUUAAAUAAUCUCAGAGAUCCCAGGGGGAGAAAACAACCACAACAACAACAAUGCUUUACUACACUGGGUUGUACUAUACAUGUGUGUUGAGUUUUAGAAUGAAACAAAGAAAGAAAAGGAGAAAAGUAAAUGAUUUAUUAUUCUUGAGGAAAGAUGAGAUCUGACUUUUUCUUAGAUCCUCCGAAAGCUGUUCCUUUCUCAUUCUUCAGAAAACAUGGAUAACUCCACUAUAACUGUGUAUGUGUGUUUCACUGUCAAACUUUGAUGGUGUUUCCUCACUCUUUCUAUGUAGUGUUAUUAAUAUGAAACAUACCGUAGUUAUCUAUUUGAAGCAUCAAAGUUAAUGAAGUAAAAGGACCUACAUCAUAUGCAAGACCAGCCAGAAGAAUACUUACUGUUCUAGGUUGGCUAAUGUGCUAUAUCAGUUACACUAACCUUCAUUUACAAUAUUUAUUCUAAAAUGCCUCUGAAGAGUAGCAAAAAGUUGUCUAAAAUGCAACAGCUUUUAUAGUAAAUGUACAUUUAUAAAUAAAAUACUCAAAUGAA
Molecule: messenger RNA, 6265 nt
Organism: Phascolarctos cinereus (koala)
Lineage: Eukaryota; Metazoa; Chordata; Mammalia; Diprotodontia; Phascolarctidae
Gene: LIMCH1
Product: LIM and calponin homology domains 1
Biological process (GO): actomyosin structure organization; positive regulation of stress fiber assembly; regulation of focal adhesion assembly
Cellular component (GO): stress fiber
Molecular function (GO): myosin II head/neck binding; actin binding
Source: RefSeq, a predicted model, not a curated record